Molecule: messenger RNA, 4572 nt
Organism: Babesia sp. Xinjiang
Lineage: Eukaryota; Apicomplexa; Aconoidasida; Piroplasmida; Babesiidae
Exons: 1
Coding region: 1-4572 (1523 amino acids)
Source: RefSeq, a predicted model, not a curated record
AUGAUCACGUACAACUUCGGCCGAGUAAUUGAUUCGUAUGUUUCGGCCGUAUUCCCAACAUCAGAUCAAUUCGAUCCAGUUGAUGAUGAUAUAGACGGGGAAAAUCUUGAAGAGGAGCGCCCUGAGGUGCCUAGAAAGGACGGCCUUCUUCAGUGUCUGCAACUGUCUCUACUCAUCGCCGCUCUUAUUGCUCUAAGUACAUAUGUUUUGCAUGUACGUUCUUCCUACCUGUCUACGGUAUUGCUGAGAUCAGUAUUGAAGGAGCAAGUUAGUAUAAAUGACGGAGGCUAUGUGAAAUUUUUGGAUUCCAUCGCUGUUUUACGUAAGAAGGACCCUGUUGAAGGAAAAAAUGUCAAUAUCUAUGAUUUAGAUUUGGGAGAGGAUAUUUUACGUUAUGGCGAUAUCCGUAGUCGAGCUGAUGUGGCGUUGUGGAUGCAGUUUGGGUUGAUCCCAUCAUUGUUCAAUGGCCUUAGUAGCUACAACAAACUCAUUGGAAACACAGUUCGUCUAUCUUUCAUAUAUGCUGAUGAUGGUGAUGUUAAGCCGCCACCUGUUAAGAAGCAGGCACCUUCUAAGCCUAAGGCUGUUGAACCACGUCUAUCCGGUGUUUCACCUAUGGGUUUCGUGGUUGAUGAUGGCGAUGAGGAUCGUGGCGAGGAAGCAGACACCGAUCUGGUCGAUGAUGAUUACGAUACCGAUAUUGUGAAGGGAGUUGCAUUGGUGCCUCCCCAAGACACACAGCAGGUUGGUGGCGGUGAUACGGGUCAGCUUGGUGGAAAUGUUGGCAAAGAUAAGAACGACACUACGAAAUCAGCAUUCAUAACCAAAUUGCCAUACGCGACAGAUGGAACGUUCCAUACAGAUUCGGUCCUUGGUGGGAGGUUCAUGUAUAUUGCUGGUGCGACUUUAGAGGAGGCGAUGUCAGCUCUGAACAUGGGUACCGAAUAUUCUCGCGAUCCGCCAUACUUCCCGCUAUACUCGAUAAUGUCAGACACUAGCACUACUUCGGUGACUCUGGAGGCCUUCACGAAUAACCCUAACGACUACACGGUCACAUAUGUAAAAGUGUCGUUUAGUUUUGUGUAUAAUGCUGAGGGUGGUAUUGACCUUUUGAAGAUGUCAAAGGCAUCUUCCAUUUCGACACCACGUGACAGUUUAACAAGAAGGAUCCAAUUGUUUAUUUUUGGAUUUGUGUUAUUGUUAAGUGUAGUACAUAUGGUACACAGUUUCCAGAUCCAUCGUAACUUUCGUGUCUACUCGUUGAAGGUCAUGUAUGUGAUUGACGCACUUGGUAAGCUGUGCUUACUGGUAUGCCUAAUAUCAUUUGCUGCCCGGCUUUAUAUGGGUCAUGGUUCAGGUCCAUAUAUCCAGGCUGCUACUACUGCAGGUGGUGAUUAUAGUUCUGUUGUUACCUUGGGUCGUAACGGGCGUCUUUUAGAUUCUGAUCUUUUGGAAGUGGUCUUCAACAACUUAAGGAAUACCGUGUUACAAGGUUACAUGAGUACUGGCCUUGUCCAAGUCAUGACCUUUAGUACGAUAUCGUUUCUAUUUAUAUUGUUUUGUGGUAUUCUGUUUGGUGGUGGUAAGGUUGGCAAAGUGCUAAGUUUCUGGGCAUUUCAUUCAUUAUUUCAAUUCGGUUUGGCCGUAUUCGGUGUAUUGUUUGCACUGUGCAUGAUUGCACUAGUGAACGCUUACGUUGUGAACUACAUUGGUAAGGAUGAUGCAAGUCUUCGCUACAACUUUGCGAUUCUGUCUAAUAUUUUAGCCGGUGUGGUAAACAAUCGUGUAAGUUCCUAUUACCGAAACCAUGGAUGGAUGCAUACGCUGUCGAUCCUAUUUCUGUUGGCUGUAUUUACCUACUUUGGUAUGAUAGUUUUGUUGACAAUGAUGCUCACGGCUAACCCUGAAUCUUGUAUUGAAAGUUUCGAUGGCUACCCUUUGAGUGGACAUUAUGACGACUCACGUUGGUUAAAGAUAAAGCUUGCUAUAGAGCGGAUAUUUGGUUACAUGUCACUGCGCAAUCGUCGAUUCUUUUUGCGUCAGCUCGUUAUUUCCAGAAAUCGAGCGAAUGUUGCAACAGCUACAGAUUCUAGAGGAUCUAAAGCCCCUACGGAGGGUGUCACAAGUUCUGCGAAUAGCUCAGUAACAGGUACCAACAACCCUGCUGCAGGCAAUAAGAGCCCGUCCAACAGCGGCAGUAUGUCAUUGGAAUCGAAUUCCACCACUAGCGGUGUUCCAUCACGGGCCCUAGGAAAGAGCCAGGCAUCAAAUGUGGCACCUCAUAGGUUGACCAUUGGUUCGGAAUUGCUGCGUUCUUCGGGUGGUGUACCUAGGAGGUCUGGUGUAAUGUAUGCUAACUUUACAAUUCUUCCCUCCCGUAACAGAAAGGAUCGCAGGUGGCUUCGUAUCCUAUCAUAUUGGCUCAUAAUUGUGGGUGUGAUAGUUUUUAUGUAUAAGGACCGCCAAUAUCAUGUUGUGCGUAAACUGUUGCAACAAACUUUGACGGAUCGUAUAAAAACUAGCACGGCGCGAUUACCAUGUAUCUAUGAGGAGUCCGUGGCCCCGAAAGAUGACCCUUCAGCGUCAGCAGCACCUGUUGCUGGAAGUGACAAAGGAGCAGAACCUCCCCCCGGGUCGGCACCUUCAGCUCCACCACCAUCCUCUGUCGCAGGUAAACCUCUUUCUUCUGGUCUAUUGGAGAAUGCGGACAACUCAGUGAUCCCUCGUGUUCCGGAAGAAAAGAAGGAUGUUCCUAAAGGUCCAGGAAAAGGGGAGAAAGAACCUGCCAAACCAUCAGUUUCUGUUGUAUCACAUCCGUCGCACCGUAAAAUGGAGUUUGUAAGGGCGGAUAUUGUGAAAGCGAUCAUCCCACACAUACAAUUUGCGCCAAGAAGUUUACUGACACGGCAGGAGGUAUUUCAAUGGUUAACUGAAGGUGGUCUCAACACAUUGUUUACUCGUGAACCUUUCGACAAUGAUAUGUUCCUAUCUACUAUGAAGGAUCCUCGUUACAUGUCAUUGCAAGGACGUUUUUUUGCGGUCCCAGCGGAUAAUCCCUUAUUCUUGGAGAUAAAGCUGAGAUCUCCUGAUGGGUUCCACUGUCCUCUAUUUGAGAAUAUGGAGCACGAUGUUGGCACGAAUACUGCUCGUAGUGUUGUACUUUCAACCGACUCAUCUAUGGGUCUUCGGGAACUGUUUGGUCAUUCUGCUAGGGAUUUUCCUGAUGUUGUUGAGAGUGUGAUUUUACAUUUUUUGAUCGUCGAUUCUAGUAAGCAAUCUAAGUUGUAUACGGCUACAAUUCCUUUUGAGAUCCGCAAAUCUGGGAAGGUGGUGUCUCGUAUGAAGCUACGGAGUGUUAUAGGUAUUCACCUGUCCUCUAGUUACCGGAAUAUAGUGUUUAUAUCGGUAUCUGUGAUAUCAUUUGUGUUACUUAUCUUAUUUUCAUGGUGGUUUGCUGUGGAUUGCCGUAAGUUCUUACGUAAUUACCGCUACCAUCAUAGGCUUACUGGUCGUCGACCAUUUUGGCAUUGUAUGAUGGUCUACUUUGUGAACGACUAUAUAAGGUUUGUUGAUCUUUUGGUGCUACUUUUGAUCUGUUUGACGUGUAUAUUUUACAUAUUUAUACACGAGAACACAAGUGUUGUGUAUAGUAGAGUGACUUUACUUUCAAGCUUGCAUGCUAGGUUAGAGGUCCAUUCUGCAUUACGCAAUAUUCGUUUAUUACAUAAGUCUUUAUGGGUAGUUUUGGGUCUAAUGGCAUUUUUGAUCAUUUUGGCUGAGAUACGUAUGCUACAGGCUGUCAUGCAGAUGUUCUUUAUGUGUCUCGUGUGUGCUUUUACAUUAUAUCUUUUGGCUUUUGUAGCAUUGUUUUUGGUAGCAUCGACCUUUCUCUUCGUAUUGCUGAUAUUCGCUGCUGAGCUUUACGACGACCUAUCUAAGGAUGAAGGGUUCCUUAUGGGAGGGAUGCGUCUUUUAAUAGGAGAAUCUCGUAUUCCAUCUCACCUGUUCGAGAGCAAACCUAUGGUCAUGUUGAUGUACCCGUUAUCUAUGAUCUUUAAAAUGUUCAUUAUGAACGUGUUAUUUGUCUAUUUGUGGUCGAUUUGGCCCAAGGGUGCCAAUAACAUUGAAGAAGAGGAUAUAAGCGAGGUGUACAAGCGUGACACGGUGGAUGGUUACGAGUUGCCUGGCGGUUCAUCUAAUUUAACUGAAGUUGCAUAUGACCAGCUGGAUUUAAUCCCCGAUGACCUUAAGGAAUAUUGUGCUGAUGAGGCUAUCAAGUUCAACCAGAUGUUCCGGGAGUAUGACGAACAGUUCACCUCAUCGGGUAUGAAAAGCCUGGAGUAUGUGGAAUGGCUACACGAGAAGCUUGCUCGAGAUAUGCAUGAGUUACGGAUGUCCUGCGAAUCACUGCAACUGCAGUUAGAAGUUGCCAAGAAGAGUCGUGAGAUAAUGGAACGUCAAGAAGACCGCACAUUGGAAUCUACGAUAUCUUUACUCGAGAUAACGUUGUCUGACAAACAAGAUGAGCUUGCCAGCGUAUACGAAGAAUACAAAUCUUAUGUUGAGGAAUGA